Molecule: messenger RNA, 1026 nt
Organism: Penicillium pulvis
Lineage: Eukaryota; Fungi; Ascomycota; Eurotiomycetes; Eurotiales; Aspergillaceae
Product: cation:proton antiporter
Exons: 2
Coding region: 1-1026 (341 amino acids)
Biological process (GO): proton transmembrane transport
Cellular component (GO): membrane
Molecular function (GO): antiporter activity
Source: RefSeq, a predicted model, not a curated record
AUGGCUGGGAGCACAGACGCAGCGUUCGCGUAUACCGAGUCGUCAAUCACCACUUUACUCAGCUGGACGGCAUUCCUACUAGCUCUCAACCUGAUGAUUGUCGCCCUAGACAAGCUCAUUUCCUGUGGCCUGAUUGGCCAGCUAUUAAUUGGGAUCCUUUGGGGCACGCCUGGUGCAAAAUGGUUCGACCACGAGGCAGAGGCAGUUAAUCAGAAAUUGGGCUACUUAGGCCUGAUAAUGUUGGUAUAUGAGAGUGGCCUAUCGACAUCAAUGAAGUCCGUCAAGGCCAAUCUUUUUCUCUCCAUAUGUGUUGCACUCACGGGGAUCGGUGCUCCGAUUGGCUUGUCCUUCAUUCUCAAAGAAUUGGUCUCCGCAAGCUCUGUCCAAGCAUUUGCCGCUGGUGCGGCUCUCAGUUCAACGAGUUUAGGAACGACCUUCAUUACUCUAUCUAGCACAGAACUGAUUGCUACGCAUCUGGGAACUGUCACAACUACUGCCGCAAUGCUAGAUGAUGUUAUAGGCCUCGUCAUGAUACAGGCGAUUUCCAGUCUUGGGGUAACAGACGCAUCUUUCAAUCCAACAACGGUCAUUCGACCAGUCUUCGUGUCUCUUGGAUUUGCACUUGGUAUCCUUCUUGGGUGCAAUUUCUGCCUUGGACCAUUAUUAAAAAGGGCCCUCGUGGCAAAGCAUAGGGCGCUGGAUUUCGUGGCAACGAUGCAAUUUGCGUUCCUUGUGCAGACGGUAUCUUUGGUCGGAAUUGUUGCAGGGGCUUCUUAUGCAGGCACUUCGAGUCUCUUUGCUGCCUAUCUGGCGGGUGUGAUUGUCUCCUGGUUUGAUGUGUUGGUCGUGGAGUCGAAGGAGACGCCUGUCUCUGAUGGAUUGCAGUCAGAAGCGAGGCAUUCACAGAACUCGCAGGAUAAGGAGAGGCCAACAGGGACGAAGGUGUAUGAACAGUAUUAUAAGGAGCCUGUGGGUCGGAUCAUGAUCCCGCUGUUCUUUGUCAGUCUUCAUGCUCUCUAUACUUGA